CAUUUGGACCUGCUGCAUGCUGCCUGCUGCCUGCCGAAGUUCUUGGUCUUGCACAGUAGUAAUCUACACUCAGGAUGGACACUGUUGUUACAUAUAGUUCUAAAACAGACGAUUCAGUAAGGAUUGAUACCAGGGUUGAAGUAGCCAGUGAAGAAGAGGAGCUGAGGGAGGACUUGACAUUUUAUUUUAUGAGCCCUUGUCAGAAAUACAAGGCAAGAGGUCUGCUUCCAUGGAAAUUAGGGGUGCAGAUUUUAAAAAUUGCCAUGGUUACAACACAGCUUGUUGUUUUCGGCCUGAACAACCAGCUUGUUGUUUCCUACAAGGAAGAGAACGGCAUGGCCUUCAAGCACUUGUUUAUAAAAGGAUAUACAGGCACCGAUGAAGACGACUACAGCCGCUCUGUGUACACCCAGCAAGAUGUUUAUGACAGCAUGCUUUUUGUAAUUGAUCAAUACACGCAUUUAAUGAAUCUCACAGUGUCACCACUCAGUUAUGCCCAAGGCAAGAAUGAUACAGGCGCUUUAAAAAUCUGCAAACAUCAGUACAAGAGAGGACAUGUUUGGCCUUCAAAUGAGACUUUUUAUAUAGACCCAAACAUAGAAACAGAGUGCUUAACCGUAGAGACAAGUAGAAGACAUCCUUUCCAAACGGAUUGGAAAACUGUCAAUGAAACUUUUUUCAACCUGGACUUUUACAGACUUGUCACUGUGGAUAUAACUUUUCAGCUAAAAGGAAUUGACCUUCAAACAAUCCGCUCGCUGGAAUUACCUGACUGUUACGAAUUCUUUAUCACAAUCACAUUUAACAACCAAGGCCACAGUGGAAUAGUUAAAAUCUACUUCGAUAAUGAUGCUUUUAUCAGUGAAUGCAACGGCUGGCACAUAGGAGGAUCCACACAGAAAAACACACACUAUCUUCUGAUUUUUGAUGGGUUUGUCAUUCUGACCUGUUUAGUUUCCAUGGUGCUUUGCACUCGAUCCAUCGUCCUUGCAAUCAGAUUGCUGCGGAGGUUUGACAGAUUCUUUCAUGAGAACUACAAGCGCAGAGCAUCCCAAUCAGAUAAGAAGGAGUUUUUAAACAGAUGGUACAUUGUGGUUAUCAUUAGUGAUAUCAUGACAAUAGUGGGGUCUAUACUGAAAAUGGAAAUACAGGCAAAGAGCCUCACAAGCUAUGAUAUCUGCAGCAUUUUUCUAGGAACCUCUACCUUGCUUGUUUGGGUUGGAGUUAUCAGAUAUCUGGGGUACUUUGAGAAAUACAACGUCCUCAUUUUAACAAUGAGAGCAGCAUUACCCAAGGUCCUGCGUUUUUGUUGCUGUGCAGGAAUGAUCUACCUGGGAUACACCUUCUGUGGGUGGAUUGUACUUGGACCCUAUCACGAGAAGUUUGAAGACCUGAACAGAGUGUCAGAAUGCCUCUUCUCACUGGUCAAUGGGGAUGACAUGUUCGCCACGUUCGCACAAAUCCGGAAGAAAAGCACCCUGGUGUGGCACUUCAGCCGAGUCUACUUGUACUCAUUCAUUGCACUUUUUAUUUACAUGGUGCUCAGCCUCUUCAUUGCACUUAUCACAGAUUCAUAUGAAACGAUUAAGAAAUACCAACAGAAUGGCUUCCCAAUGACAGAUCUCCACAGAUUUAUAAAAGAAUGCAAGGAUUUCCCCUCCGACAGCUGCAGAGAAGAAGAAACGAAUAAUUCCUUUGUAUUCUGCUGUAAAAGACAGGAAAGUGAUGAUAACUUAUUGCUCAUUCAUUGACACAAGGCCAUGGCAAUAAACCUGAAGCACCCGAGAACCACAGGGCAAAAAAGAAAUAAAAAACUUGAAGUUGAAUGCAGUUCGGAGACCCCACUGUGAGAAAGAGCUUCCUAAUUAACUAUGGAAUUAAAACCAAGAAUGGACAAGGAACCGAACCCUCUGCCGUCCUGCUGAUGCAUAUCCAUUGAGGAAGGGAGAGAAUGUAUUAAUGGCUGCAACUGCUUGUAGCUGUAGAUUUUUGUUUAGUGUAAUACUUUAGGAGAUUAAUGAGUUAGUCCAUUUUAAACAUUUACCACACAACCCUAACACAGGCCUUGGCAAGCCCAUGCCAUUAUAAAUGGACCACAGUUGUUUUUCAUAUACAAUGUUUGGUGCAAAUACAAUUAUAAGGUAAACACGAUGGAGAUCUAAAAAGGAUUUUUUUGGCCUGAACUGCAUCUUUGUCACAGUACAAGAUUGCCACGUGUUAAAUGACUUCAUCUUGCCUUUGCCUGAAUUGAGAUGGCAGGUUCCAUAAGGAGCCUGUAUACAAUUGUUGUAUACACAUUUUAAACAAUUAUGUUAUAAAAGUUAUACAAAGAAUGAGUAUUGUUUACCUGGGAACACGCUAAUGUGACCAUGUGCGCUGUGGUGUAUCUGAACCCUUUUAUGAGCUUAUACCUUGACCAGCUGACUGUACAUCUAAUGCAUCUUUUAUUUAUAAAGCGUAAUCACUGUUUGUAAUACAAAACGUAACAUGUGAUGCAAAAAUAGGUUUGUUAUUGAAAUUAUUACCAAUUGUACAAAUAUUUUGCCUGCAGUGAUGUGCUUUGUACAUUGUAUUAGUGUUACACAUUUACGGGUUACACAUUUAGGGGUUAUACAUUGACAUGAAUGAAAGACAUUUCUCCAAGUUGCUUUGGACACUCAUUCAAUGGUGUUUGUCUUCUAUAUCAUUUUGAAAUAUAAAUAGACAAUGAGUUCAUUGAUAUCAGUCCCUGUGGACAUUAGACCGUAUCACAAAACCUAAAACAGCUCCUAAUGUGGCACAAUUCAAAGGGAGGUUGUGUGGAACAUGAUGGCUGUCUGGCUGUAGUCAGCCACAAUUUCCUCACCUUUAGUGAGCUUUUUUUUAUCAGUUGAUAAAAAAAAAACAAAACUAAAAACACAUUUUUUUUUCAUCAGUAAAUACAAUAUAAAAUGAGCUCUUCAGAAUGGGGUUCUGUUUUUUAGGGCGAGUGUAUCCCCACAUAAGGUAGAAAUCAGAAAGGAAAUCUGGACUUGGGAAUCAGUGAUGUUGAAGAUGAAUGGUAUAGCUUGUACAACAAACCAACUGAGGUUUACUAUUUAACCACAUAUGGACAGAAUUCACAGAACGGCAGUACAUUCACUCUUUAUCAUGUAGUUUCACGGCACCCAUUUUAAAAAAAAACUGCUUUUGUCUGGCCACCUGAGUUAUCAGAUGCCCUUUACAGUAUCUACAAUAAACAGUAUUUAAUGUGAUUAAACACACUGAGCAAUUAGUAUCCACUUGUGGUGCUUUCUACACAUUGCAUUUCCAAUGAUUAUUCUGUGCAAACGUCAUUUAUCACCAAUCAGGAAAACAAUAGUAAACUAUAUUAUGAAUACAUCUGUAUUAAACUGAUACCCUAUGACUGUGCGUGCUAUGUUUACUUUGCUAUUGGGUUUGGCAAUGUUGUUGAGUAUGGGAUUUCAAUAUCCACGCCCUGCAUAACCCUAACCCUUUGCAUUGGUGAGGUGCUGUACAGGCAUCGCACACACAAGAUAAAGAAGCCGAUUGCUUACUGUAGUUUAGGUAACUUUCUUGUUUAAAAGCUGCUGUUGACUACUAAAUGUGGUGAGUUUACUGUGAACUGUAUUAUGAUGUCCUGUACUAGCAUGUAUUGUUCCACUCUUGUGUGAUUGGGUUACACAAUGUUCCUUUGUAUUGCUGCUGUCACAUUCU
Messenger RNA from Acipenser ruthenus (sterlet), 3696 nucleotides. It is a transcript of the gene mcoln2, whose product is annotated as mucolipin TRP cation channel 2. The coding region runs from base 75 to 1751 and encodes 558 amino acids. Gene Ontology annotation, molecular function: NAADP-sensitive calcium-release channel activity. The record is from RefSeq and is a predicted model, not a curated record. The transcript is spliced from 14 exons. Gene Ontology annotation, cellular component: plasma membrane; lysosomal membrane. NCBI's taxonomy places the organism in Eukaryota, Metazoa, Chordata, Actinopteri, Acipenseriformes, Acipenseridae.